GUUUGGGUAAUAUGACCAAUAUUCGUGUUAUAUCACAAUCAGAUAUUAGCCGUAUAUUAAGUCAAGGCAAUACAGAAGUAGCAAAUGAAAUUGUAGACAUUAUGGCAAAGACAUUUCGUCAAUUUACAGAAGGACAAAAUGACAAAGCAAACGAAAAUGAGCGAUUAGCAUCACAAUCACCUCAACGUAUAGGGAUUUCUACCGAGGCUUUUCAAGUUUUAUUCAUGCCUUCUCGUUUAGAUCAUACAACUUCAAUCAAGGUUGUUAGUGUACCAACAAAAGAGGGUUUAUCGGGUUUACCGGCCACAAUUCUUGUUAUAGAUGAAACAACAGGUUCAACUGAGGCUGUUAUGAACGCAACUUCAUUAACAGCCAUCAGAACAGCAGCAGGAUCUGGAUUAGCUACGCGUUAUUUUGCUCAUCCUGAGGCUAAAAAUUUAGUAGUAUUAGGUGCGGGUGCACAGGCGAAAGCUCAUAUAGAUAUAAUGAUUUCCAUCCGACCUAGUAUUGAGCGUAUCUCUAUUUGGAAUAGAAGUGAACAACGUCGAUUGGAAUUAAUCAAGGAACUUCAACAAAUCUAUCCUACUCGUACAUUUGUGAGUGCUGUUGGUGAUGAUAAUAGUAGCCAUCAUGAUGUCAAUGCAUUUUUAUUGGAGGAAGAAGUUCGAAAGGCAGAUAUUAUUUGUACCUGUACAAACGCGACUGAUCCUAUUCUAGUUGGUCAAUGGUUAAAGCCUGGUGUUCAUUUAAAUUGUAUAGGUUCUUAUCGAUUGGAUAUGCACGAAAUUGAUUCAGACACAGUUAAACGUGCUGAACUGAUUAUUGUUGACUCUAUAAAAGCCUGUUCUCAUGAAGCAGGUGAGCUGGUAGCAUCAUCUAAACCUGAAGAUUGGCUCGAAAUUGGUCAAUAUAUGAUUGACAAUGAAGAAAUAGAAACAAAAUAUAAUGAAAAAAUCACUCUAUUCAAGAGUGUUGGUAUUAGUGUUCAAGACAGUGCCAUAGCUGGACUAAUAGUCAAACAUGCGAAAAAAGAAAAGCUCGGAACAAUUGUUCCUUUUUAGAUUUUAUAUUCUUUAAACAUAGUUUAUUUAUAAUAAAAUAUUCAAUGAAAAAAAAACAAAAUAAAAAAAAAGACAAGCCAAAGAUAUCAAAAUGGCAUACC
Molecule: messenger RNA, 1162 nt
Organism: Cokeromyces recurvatus
Lineage: Eukaryota; Fungi; Mucoromycota; Mucoromycetes; Mucorales; Mucoraceae
Exons: 2
Coding region: 12-1061 (349 amino acids)
Cellular component (GO): cytoplasm
Source: RefSeq, a predicted model, not a curated record